Drosophila willistoni is the source of this 2982-nucleotide messenger RNA. It is a transcript of the gene Ubqn, whose product is annotated as ubiquilin-1. Gene Ontology annotation, molecular function: polyubiquitin modification-dependent protein binding. The record is from RefSeq and is a predicted model, not a curated record. Gene Ontology annotation, biological process: ubiquitin-dependent protein catabolic process. Gene Ontology annotation, cellular component: cytosol. The transcript is spliced from 3 exons. Lineage: Eukaryota; Metazoa; Arthropoda; Insecta; Diptera; Drosophilidae. Bases 427 to 2145 code for a protein of 572 amino acids.
ACUCUCGGUUUUUUUUCCCCCGUGCGUGUGUGUGUGAGCAAGUGACGAAUUACUUUUCAUCAAAUGGAAAAUAAUUCAUUUUGAACACACGUAGAUACAUAUAUAUAUCUCUCUGUAUAUAUAUUUUCGAAAAGCUAUUCAAAAACGACAAGAAAAAGAAGUCACACAAAAGUUAUUCUAUACUUUUUCGAAACUGGCAAACGGAGAACCAAAAAAAAAAAAAACAUCAACUGAAACAGCAAAUACAACAACAAAACGGCAACAAAUUAUACACAAAAAAAAAAACUAAGUAAUAGACGAAGUAACAAUAAUAUACGUAAACCAAACACACACACAUCACACAAACAUAUAUUUACAUACACUCGCACACACAAACGCCAUACACACUCAACAAAACAUACAGACUCAACAAAAACAACAAUCGAAAUGGCGGAAGGCGGCAGUAAACGUAUCAACGUGGUUGUAAAAACGCCAAAGGACAAGAAAACUGUGGAAGUUGAUGAAGAUUCUGGAAUAAAAGAUUUCAAAAUUCUUGUGGCCCAAAAAUUUGAGGCUGAACCGGAGCAGCUCGUAUUGAUAUUUGCCGGUAAAAUAAUGAAGGAUUCGGAUACAUUAAAAAUGCACAACAUCAAGGAUAAUUUGACAGUGCAUUUGGUGAUUAAGGCACCGACACGGAAUGUGGAGCAACCAGCCCGUGCACCGGCCGAUGUGCGUCAGACACCAUUUGGAUUGAAUCAAUUUGGCGGACUCGCUGGCAUGGAGGCCCUGGGAGCUGGUUCGAAUUCAUUUAUGGAUCUGCAGGCUCGCAUGCAGAAUGAGUUGCUUAACAAUGGCGAUAUGCUGCGAUCCCUUAUGGAUAAUCCUUUGGUGCAGCAGAUGAUGAACAAUCCGGAAACAAUGAGACAAUUGAUCACAUCGAAUCCUCAAAUGCAGGAUCUAAUGCAAAGGAAUCCGGAAAUAUCGCAUAUGCUUAACAAUCCGGAUCUAUUGCGUCAGACCAUGGAAUUGGCUAGAAAUCCAUCAAUGUUGCAAGAAUUGAUGCGAUCGCAUGAUCGGGCCAUGUCCAAUUUGGAAUCAGUGCCAGGUGGUUAUAGUGCUUUGCAGCGGAUCUAUCGUGAUAUACAGGAGCCAAUGAUGAAUGCGGCAACAGAGUCAUUUGGACGCAAUCCCUUUGCUGGCUUGGUUGAGGGUGGUGGUAGUGGUGCCAAUGCCGGCGGUAUAAAUCCCCAACAGGGCACCGAAAAUCGUAAUCCUCUGCCCAACCCAUGGGGUGGUGGCAGCGGCGGUGGAAACAGUGGCACUGCAAACGGUCCCACUACCAAUACCAAUGGCAGAAGCCGUUCUGAUCUGCCGCCAAAUAAUAUACUCAACACACCGGCUAUGCGCAGUAUGUUACAGCAGAUGGCUGAUAAUCCAGCCCUAAUGCAGAAUCUUCUUAAUGCACCCUAUACGCGUUCAAUGAUGGAGUCCAUGUCCCAGGAUCCGGAUAUGGCAUCUCGUCUACUGGGCAGCAGUCCCCUGAUGGCCAAUAAUCCAGCUAUGCAGGAACAAGUGCGCCAAAUGAUGCCCCAGUUUAUGGCCCAAAUGCAAAAUCCAGAGGUGAUGAAUAUGCUCACCAAUCCGGAGGCCAUCAAUGCUAUACUACAAAUACAACAGGGCAUGGAACAGCUACGAAGUGCCGCACCUGGUCUAGUUGGCACAUUGGGCAUUCCACCACCACCGCCCGGCGUGAAUAAUACACCAGCCGCCGAUCCGGCCAGCGGCGAUGGCCAAGGCAGUGGCAAUGGCAGUGUACUUGGUGGCGGCGGUCUCCUCAAUAACUCUAGCAACAGCGUAUCCUCGCCAUUAAGUGGACCGGCUGUCAAUAAUAGUGGGAAUACUGGUAGCACGCCCAACCUGGCGCCUGGUGGUGGCCCAAAUGCACAGCUCUUUAACGAUUUCAUGACUCGCAUGCUCAAUGGGAUGUCUAACAAUGCGGAUAGCACACAGUCACCGGAAGUGCGCUAUCAAUCACAAUUGGAACAGCUGGCUGCCAUGGGCUUUGCCAAUCGGGAGGCCAAUCUGCAAGCUUUGAUUGCAACAUUUGGGGACAUCAAUGCGGCAGUGGAGCGUCUCCUGUCGCUUAAUCAGUUAUCCCUGAGUUAACAUAGUUAAGCCAAUUGCAACAAUACAAAAAAAAAACAGCAAAAAAAGAAAAACGAAACAAAAAAAAAACAAGCGAAAUGGUGAGGAAAAGCAACAACAACAACUGAGGGAAAUUGAUGGGAAAAAAACCAAAACCAGAUGGGAAAAGAAAACCUCUUUAUAUAUAUAUAUAUACGCAAACAAAAACACAUAUGUAUAUUUAUAUAUAUAUAUAUAUAUAUUUAUAUAAAUCUAUAAACUAUAAACACGGCCGUUAUCCCUAAAGAAGAAAGAAGGAGGGAGAAGUCGAGAGCCCGAUAACCCAAAUUAAAAUGGAAACGUGAAAAGCAGUGGAUGGAUGGAGAGCAAAAAGGAAAACUAUGUAGAGAUAUGCAUGAUCAAAUGGUUAAUAAUUAUAUAAAUAAUAAUAAUGAGUUUAUGAGAUCGGAAUUAUCAUACUAUGUCUUAUGUAACUUUUGAGAAUAACACACACACACACACCAUGGACAUUGGCAAGCACGUAAAUUCAACAAGGAAUAAAGGACAAACAAAAUAGGUAGAUAGAUAGGUAGCAUACCAAAAAGAAAAAAUCAAAAAAAGAACUCGAGAGAGACAUACCAAUACAAAGCAAAAUUAUAAACAACAAAAUGAAAUGAAAAAAAAAUUAAUUUAAAAAAGUGCGUCUCAAACUAACACUUAAACCACAUGCACACAAACACUCAUGCGUACAUCCCACAUAUAUAUAUAUAUAUAUACACAUAGAUGUAUAUAUAUAUAUAUAUAUAUCACGUUUCCUUUUAAAUUUUGAAUGUGUUCUAAUAAAUUUCACCAUAUGUCUGUGUGCUCUUGUUUAAUUAA